Messenger RNA from Paramuricea clavata, 4021 nucleotides. NCBI's taxonomy places the organism in Eukaryota, Metazoa, Cnidaria, Anthozoa, Malacalcyonacea, Plexauridae. The record is from the annotation of a GenBank genome assembly.
AUGGCAAGCGAAAAGGAAGCUACGACGUACUCUCCACUUCUCACCGAAGAACAGCACAAUUCAUCGCCAAGAUCUCGGCCAACAAUGGCCUCGUUUAUAUUUUACAAAUUCAUUCGGACUUGUGUCGCAGAAAUGCUCGGAACUAUGACUUUCGUGUUUGUUGAUGUUUGCAGUGUGAGUUUGGUCUUUGACUCUGGAAAAUUUGCAGGAUUCACUCAUGGCUUCAUUCUGUUUGUUAACGUCGCUGCAACUGCCACUGUUAGGUAAGAUAGUGCAUGGGAUAUUCAUAAUGAUUUAAAGCUGCCUUGAAUCGUCUCUGAACUUCUUGAAACUAAAGAUUGAAAAGAUUUCGAUGUUAACAGAUGUGUCUACGACUGGGUUAUAUAAGGCUAAGCUCCACUGACUUUCUGACGAAUGGCGUUUACUCGAAACGUCGGCAACUUGUGCAUGGUAGUUUAUUGCUGUGCAUCCUUAUUUUUGAGCAUAAGACGGUAUAGUUUUAGAAUAGUACACUAGGCCUUGCCCUUAGACGGUUUUAACCUAUAUAGUUAGUUAAUUAUGUACGCUAUGUUCGGUUGCGGACACGACAUCACAGCUGCUCAAUUCAACGUCAAGUAAAAUGGGGAAGCAUGUAGGCCAUACGGCUAAAAGUGUACAUUUAUACAAUGGUUCAGUCUUCAGUGCAUAUAUGUUUUAACUCAGAACGUGACUUGGGCUUGAUAUUCGAUCUUGCAACGUACACUUCUACCAUUCGCCGUUUUGCCUUUUGCCAGCGUUGCCAAGGCCACAAUAGAACCUCGAUUUGUUUCGAAUGAAUUUCGUGUCCGAAUAAGGAAAAAACAUGCGCGAAACCGCUACGAUGCAACCGUGCUAGUUUUGAUGAGAAAACAAUGCAGAUGUGACGAUCAAAUUAAAAUUAAAUUUCCAUGAAUUAAACCAUCAAUAGAUUUAGUUUAAGUCAACCAUUCUUCUCUUCUCGAUGAAGAAGAGUCACUGUGCUAUAUAUAGUAUAGGGCAUAGCCAUAGGACUGUGAUUCAGGUUCAUUAUAACAAUGAAUGAACACAAUAACACCAAAGAAAAAAUUUCCUAACAAACGAGUCAAAAAGCACACUGAUAAAAUCUCAACCGCUUUUAGUGCAGACAGCGAAGAAUUCCGAAAAAUUACACUUCCUUUGUGUAUAAAGACUAAGUGCAAGACAGGACAAAUAUCGUUUUCUUAUAAAAUUGUCCACAUUCGGAAUAACUUUCCGCGUCCUUUAUAAAGUCAAGCCAAUGUUUAAGUCGUUUUAAAAGUAAAUUAAGGAAGCAUCUCCUAAAUUAAUAUUUGACAGCUAUAGUUAACUAAAUUAGUAAUACUUGCAUGUGUUUUAGUUAGGAUUAAUCAAUUGUCCAGCAUAACUAUUUAAUAUUGUAAAUUAAAAUUGUCACUGAAAAGCCCUGUUGCAUGGGCGUUGUCAAUAAAUAUUGACUAUUGUAUUGUGUUGUAAAAAUACUGUUGUUCGAAACUGCGAUGUAACGAAACUCCGAGGUCAAAAGGAAUGUCGUUUUGUUUACGGUAGCCAACCACAAGACAUGUUCAAUUUAGCUUCGUGUUUACAGAAGAACAAAGUUCGUUAAAUUAUAUAAUCAUUUCGGGAUUUCGCUUUUGUUCUGCAUGCACGCUCGUGUUGGCAUUCGUACAAGUUGCGCUUAAUUAAACAUGGAUCAAACGAGCAGGUUGAAAGUGCCGAUGUGGAACGGUUGUCAGUCAUGCGACCUUUGGUUAGCUGCUCUCAACGGCCACCGUCUCCAACAAGUCUGCCAACAAGGCGUCAAUUAACAAGUUGUGUUCGCACUGCAUGUCGCUUGUCCCAAGUUGUCAACAAGUUCGGAACUACAAGCUGUUGACAACUUGUAACAACCUUGUCGAUGUUAUCAGACUUGUUGCCAGCUAGGUGCCAACAAGUCCGAUACAUGCAGUCAUGAUAUAACUGAAUAUUGUUAUAACCUUGUAUCGCGUCAAGCUUGUAAGAUUCUUGAUAUACAGGGUGUCCCAAAAAACCCGAAAACUAUUGAAAUCACCAAUAACAAUUUAAUUGUUAGAAUUUGAAUGCCUUAGCGCUCUGUUGGUUCCCACGAGUGGAUAAAUGAUUGACAUAAAUAAAUUUUAUGCAUAAAGAAACUGUUUAAGAAGCUGUUUUUAAUUCCCAGGAGCAGAAAAUCGCGCACUUUACCAGGAGAUAUUCCUAACUAAAUUCUAAUACAUGCACCUUGUCAAUAUUUUACGCAUCAUUACGUCCAGCUGUUUGGUAGGGCAUUCAAAUUUAACAAUAAGUGAUUUCAAUAGUUUUCGUUUUUUCUGGGGACACCCUUAAACCGACUAAACAAUAACAUAGUAAACUUGCAUAAUUAAACAGCAACUAAAAAUGAUAGGUUUUACUAAAUCUUUUCCUGUGCAAUUAUUACUAGCAUUGGAGACAAGGAUAAUAGUUUGUUUGAAAGAGAAAAGAACAGGCUUUGAAGUAAGCCUAAUAUCAUGCAUGGCUGUAUCAGAUUUGUUAAAAGUUAAAACAACCUUGUAACAAGUCUGAUAUAAAUGCCAUCAAGCUUGUUACAAGUUGUUAACAGCCUGUUCCAAACUUGUUACAACAACUGGGAACAAAGACGCGUAAAAACACACACAAGUUGUUGCAGGUGUGCAAACAAGUUGUUACAAAUCUGUUCACAAGCUGUCGACAAGUUGUGUUCGCACUGCUUGUUCCCAGUUGUUGUAACAAGUUUGGAACAAGCUGUUAACAACUUGCAACAAGCUUGAUGGCCAUUAUCAGACUUGUUACAAGGUUGUUCUAACAAGUCUGAUACAGUAACAGUCAUGAUAUAACAAGAAUGUUCCAAGGUUGCGGACGACACAAGAUUGUAACCGAGUAUUGUUAUAUCAGGACUGUAUCGGACUCAUAGGCGUACCGGGCGGGGGGGGGGGCGGGGGGGGGGCAGUAGCCCCCCAGUUUUUUGGGCAGUCGGGCAAUAUUCGAUCAACAGUCGGGCAAUUUUGGUUUGCAAUAAAAAAAAUGGGACAAAUUCUGUCAAUUCUGUCUAAAAUUAAGUCAAUUUUUUGGCAAAUUUUGUGAUUUUUCGAGAAUUUGUGUUAUGUUCCGAAAAAUAUUGGUUGUCCGGAAAAUUUUUUUGACCCCUAAAAUGGUACACUGACCAAAAUUUUUUUGGCGACUGGGCGGGGGAGGUCGCCAAAAUAAUUUUUCCGGAAAAAAUUUUUUGGUACUGGUCGGGCAGAAUCCCGAAAAGUCGGGCAAUUUUCUUUCCGCCCCCCUAAUUUUUUCCUUCCGGUACGCCCAUGAAUUCGGACUUGUUGGAACAACCUUGCCACAAGUCCGAUGAUGUCAUCAAUCUUGUUACAAGUUGUUAACAGCUUGUUCCAAAGUUGUUGACCGCAACUUGGGACAACCGGACAAGCAGUACGAACACAACUUGUUGACGGCUUGCCGUUAGCAGACUUGCUACAAGAUGUGAGAUUUUUACGUGCAUGUGUAGUGCGAAGACAACUUGUCGACAGCUUGUGAACAGAGUUGUAACAACUUGUUUGCAGACCUGUAACAACAUGUGCGUUUUUACAUGCGUACUGUUUAGAACUUUAUUUUGCUAAUCAGAACUUGAAAUAUCCCCUGUUGUGACUGCCAUGCUGUCAUCACAUGCCAUGUUUGAUAUCGUGUUACGAAAGCACAAAUCGAUAUACGAGACCUCUUCCGCUUGACAAUUUAUCAACAGUCUAAUGGUUGACCUCGGCUCUCAUAAUCUAUGCAAAAUGGAAGAAGAUAACAAUUUUCAAAUUCAGGAACUACCAUCUCGAACAAGGGUGUCUUCGAAUGUAUUUUAUACAUUCAUUCGGCCUUGUGUAGCGGAAAUGCUCGCAACCAUGUGUUUUGUAUUCGUUGAUCUGUGCAGUGUUGGCAAUCCGGUUGCUGGACUAGCUGGAUUUACUCAUGGUUUUGUUCUGUUUGUUUUGGUCGCUGCGACUGCUACUGUUAG